GCUGGGAAUUCAGGGAGGAAGUAGAUGUCACUGCCAUCUGUAUGCCAGCAGACAGUUAGCUUAGCAUAGUUUGUCCUAGCUUAGCGUAGCAAACAGCCUAGCUAAAGGAAAAUCAACAAUACGUUUGUACAAUACAUACACACACACACACACACACACACACACACACACACACACACACACACACACACACACACACACACAUAUAUUUAUACAUAUACAUAUGUAUAUGUCUGUUUAUGUGCCUGGUUGUUUCCAUGGCAACCUAAAAAUGACUAACCUUUCUAUUCUGAUAAGAUUCAACUAUCUGGUGACUCUAAUGUAUAGGGAAGAUUUUUCAGUCAUGAUUUAAGUGAUAAAGUAACCAACCUACUCUGCUGCUGUGAUGCUGAUGAUGACAACACAUCUGUACCAGAACAGGGUGUGAUUAUUUGCAUGUGUGUGUUUUGUUGUUUCGAGGUAGUAAUACAUGGGCUCAUUGUCAGGGUGAGACAUACAGAAGACAGUACACCACUGUGCUCACAGUUGUUUGGUAGACUGGUUAUUUUCGCUCUCUGGUUUCGAGAUUUUGCUGCAGAUAAGUAGGUUGUUUCCUUUCCCCUUAAUUCAGCCAAAACACAAGUUGAGGGAGAAAAUGUCAAGUCAGACAGUCCCGACCUUCAACCCACAUCUGCAUUUUUAAACUAAUUUCUUCAAUUUCUCCAUUAGUGAAAUGUCAUUAUACUGUUACAUAUGCACGGGCUGAAACUGAGCAACGUUGUGUUGUUGCUUGCAGAGCAAUGAUGGUGUUUAAGUCCCAGUAUAAGUGAUGGCUGUUGCUUUGGAUUUGACGCUUUUUAAUAUGUUUCCGUUGGGAUAUGAGACGCUGUCUGAGCAGUUGUUUUGAUUGAAGGUAUCCCGCUUCCUCUUCUCAUCACAUGAGGAGGACCCAGCACAACAUUAGUCACGACGAUUGCGUUUAGCGACGCUGUUGCGCAAAAUGUCUAUAAUUAGAAAGAUUGAUUAUUGGCUUGUGUGAUGUCUCGUCACUGAUUCUAAAUCUGAAACCUGAAAGUGUGACAAAUGUCUUCUCAGCGUUCGCAGAUCCCCUUGAUUUCUUACUGUCUCCAUAUCAGUUUGACAGAGCACAGAAGCAGCUAAAGACGACGCGCCAGACGUUUUGUGCCUAAUAUAGAUGUGAGGCAGGCGGUGAAACUAGUCUGCUAUGCAGUGUAAAUAAGCUGUGUAAAUAUAGCAGUGGAUGUGUUAUAUCUGAAAGUGAGAGUUGGGGGGAUCGUUUUUUUGAGGGCGCACUUGGCGAGAGAAUUAUCUGCAAAUAUUUAUACAGCAGUCAAACUGUGACUGAAAGUAAAAGUAGUAAUUAUGAUUAUGCAAAUUCAUGAGGUUUUCAUGACUUCAUGUUCCAAUAUACAUUAAUAUGGUGUAACCAUUUCUCACUCUACAAUAUUAUCUUUAAUUUAAAUACAAUAUACAUUUUUGGCGUAUAAAGCUAGAUUGCUCUGCUAUGAAAUUACAAAAUCAGGAAAAAUAAAUGUCAUGAAGAACCAAUUGGCGUCAUUGGCUUGAGCCUCUCAAAAAAUCCUUUAGAAGAAAAUAUUUCCACUGGCAUUUCAGGUUGUGAAAGAUUUUGAUACCAACUUAAUUUAUUGCUGCUUAAAAAAACAAAUAUUGUAUAUUAUUAACUGAGAUUUUUAUAAAAACUGUAAUAAGUGAUAAUAAAUAAUGUGGAUUUAUGAACUUUACACUCCAACCCAAUUUUGGUGCUUUAGUUUUAAUAAAUGUUCAUAUUGGAUAAAUAUUCAUAGUAGAUGUAAAUACAUGAUAUUUUAAUAUAGAGGAGGCUUUCUGCCCUGCUUAGUGUAUGUAAGACAGAUGAAGAUAUAAAUGUAAUUUUGUCUCAUCCAGUGACAGAACAGAGAUAGAAUCACACACAGGCAUAUCAACACAAAGGCGGAGCAAUGAGGCUGUGACACUGAGCUGAGUCAGAGGUUGAUGGUUGUGAAAGUUGAUGUCAGGACCAACAUGUUCUCGUGGGGAGUCUCAGGCAGAGAUGCCAGAGAGGCCGAGGGUUUCAUCCAGGAUCUGAGGUGAAUGACACAGACAGGUGUUGGGCUGCAGCGCAGGGUGAUGUCUGAACGUCUUGUUCUAAAGUCACCAUCACCCCCCUGGACCUCAAACUCGUGCUGCCUUUCAGCAGCUCUACAUUUAUUUGUCAAAAACUUCUCUUAAACGUUUUUUUUUUUUGGUUGCUUCUGGAAUUUCAUAAAUAGUAAUCUGUGAUCUUUAUCACCCUCUGUUGGUGACCUGUAGGAACUGCAAACACUCAUGCAGCUUGAUACAGUGUUGGGAAUGAAUAAAUAUCAGUUUAUUUAAAUGAACUGAUUGUUUUGUUACAGAAUAAUUUAUUUAGUCAAUAGUGCUUGACACAUUUUGAAGAAAAGAAGUCCUCACAACAUGUUCCUUCACUUUGUAUAAAUAAAAAAUCUAAGAAAUUUCAUCUUAAAUAUAUUGUAAAUAACAUAUAUGAGUAAUCAGCAACAGCUCCAGAAGCUAUUUCUUCAAAAGAAAGAAAAAGAGUCACUAUUGAGUCAAUAAAAAAAACACAUUCAUCCUAUUUUCCAGCAGUGAGUCACUACCAUGGUUUCCAUACAUUUCUUUUUUCUGAAAAUGUCAAUAUCGAACAGCCUCAGGAGUGAAACUGUAACACUGCUUUACAUGUUGUAUGAGCAGGAGCAAUAGCAGAAGUACAAGGCGUCCAGCUGGAAAACAGGGAAGGGACUUACUAAUUAUUAAGGGCACAGAACCUAAUUACAGAAAUAAGACCUGCAAGUUCAAGUUAUGCCAACUACUUCUGCUUCCUGGAAAAAACACUCCAAGAGCCUCUUAUCUCUAUGGACGCUUUACCAGCUUACCAGCCUGUUGUUGUGCUCUGGCGACUAGGAAGCUCUAACAGCUAACAGCACAAUUUAGACCAAUUAUGCUAUUUUAUUUUACAUACAAGCAGAUUAUUCAAAUUCAUCUUUAAAUGUUUACUUUACUUCAUGGCCUAAUACAAGACUUUGAAAGAUUGUCUUCGGGUUGAAGUGAUUCUUUCCCUACAAGUAAUACAAGAAAUUAAAUUGAUGUUUUAUAUGUAUAUGACUUACAGUAAUAUACACUAUACAGUAGCCUCACAUAUUACACACAAUAUAUCUUCACAGGUAAUCGUCCAACUGACUGUGUUUCUGAUGCUCCACUAAUCAGUUGCCAGAUUAAUUGCAUUGGCUCUAGAAGCAGCAGUUUGCAGAAGCUCCAUGUUGAACAAAUCAUACCUGUGUAUGUACAGGAAUGGUUGGUUGUUUACCUACUGUACCAUUGCCUCGUUUUGGUUCACAUCUGGCAGAUGUGAGAUGUCCAGACUCCACAGGUCACUGCUGCUGCCGUUGGCAUGACCAGCAGGGGAGAUUGUGGAUCUGGGUAUUGUUACAUACUGUACUGAGAGGUCACACAGGGCGUCAGUGGGGCCUGAGAAAUGAAAAGACAGGCCACCGUCAUUAGCCGCUAGUUUUCAGGGCGACUUUUAUUCUACAGUUUCUUGGCUUUCUGUUCAGAAAAUAAAUGCACUCUCAGAUACAGCUCAGCCAUUCCAUGUUCACUCAACAGCGGCGACGGAUGGGAAACAGCCUAUGUGUGGUUUUAAAGGACAGCGUCUCCUCCUCCAUGUUGGGCUGGUCCUCCGCCUGCGACUCUGUAGCGAUUGGAGGUUCCAGGCCGGGCCCCGGAGCCUCCCACCUCUGACACACUUUCAGCCGCGCCGCCGGCGUGACUUUCACUGCUCUCCAAGGGCGGGUGGUGCGCCUUCAGGAAAACACAAACAAAUAUGGAGGCCGUAGGAAUGCCAGUGUGCAGACCCUGCUCAUUUGACUGUGUCAGCCCGUCGGGCCCGCACGGCUCCUCCAAGCCCCCGCUGGGCUCCUCGGCCGUGACAUCGCGCAUCCUGUUGCGCCAACAGCUGAUGCGGGAGCAGCUCCAGGAGCAGGAGCGACGGGAGCAGCAGAGACAACAGGCCUCUCAGUACCCACAAGCCAGCGUGGCCCAGACCCCCGCCAUCAAUGUCAGCGUCCCGCUCACUUUACCACCGGCUGCACAGGUGCCGAUGGAGGUGCUGAAGGUCCAGACUCACCUGGAGAACCCGACCAAGUACCACAUCCAGCGCUCGCAACAGCAGCAGGUGAAGCGCUACCUGGGCAAGCUUGGCUCCCAGGCGUUGAGCUUGCCCUGCCCCAACCAGUCCUCUGACCACGGGGGCAUGCCGCCAGGGCCGGGCAACAGCGCCCCCAACAGCCCUAUGGCCCUACUGACCCUCAACUCCAACUGCGAGAAAGAGGUGAGCGUUCGUUCCUCGCAGCUGUUCACGGCUGAUGUGGACAUUCGCCCCCUUCAUCCUGCUCUGCGUGUUGUGUUACCUCAGAUGGAUGAUGUCAUCGACGACAUUAUCAGUCUGGAGUCCAGUUACAGUGAUGACAUCCUCGGCCUGAUGGACCCAGGGCUUCAGAUGGCCAGCACGAUCCCGGUGCCCGCUAACCUUAUGGACAUGUACGGCGGUCAGGGUAUGUCCCAGCAGGGCCUGCCCAUCAGCAACUCCUGCCCCGCCAACCUGCCCAACAUCAAAAGGGAAUACUCCGUUUCGCAGUCCCCGGCCAUCAUGCAUAUGCUGGACAAGUCUGGAUCCUGUGGCAAGUUUGACAACUAUCAGAGGCCUGAAGGUUUCCCUGUGGAAGCAGAAGUCAGAGCUUUGGCGAAGGAGCGGCAGAAAAAGGACAACCAUAAUUUGAUUGAGAGAAGACGGCGGUUUAACAUCAACGAUCGAAUUAAGGAAUUGGGAACUUUAAUACCAAAAUCCAACGACCCGGACAUGCGCUGGAACAAAGGCACCAUCCUGAAAGCGUCGGUGGACUACAUCAGGAAGCUGCAGCGGGAGCAGCAGAGGGCGAAGGAGCUGGAGAAUCGCCAGAAGAAGCUCGAGCACGCAAACCGACAUCUGAUGCUGCGGAUACAGGAGCUGGAGAUGCAGGCCCGGGCUCACGGCCUCGCCGUGGCCUCCUCGGCGCUCUGCUCGGCCGAGCUGGCGAGCCGGUCCAUCAAGCAGGAGCCCGCCUUAGAGGACUGCCACCAGGACCUGUACGCGCUGCACCCCCACCACCAACACCACCCCGCCCGCACGCCCGAGCCCCCCGGCUCGCUGGAGCUGGGCGAGGGCCACGCUAACUUCCCCGAGGGCCACUACGGCGUUCACAGCAAGCCGGCCUCCAAGCUCAACGACAUCCUCAUGGAGGACACCUUGUCGCCGGUGAGGGGAGGGGACCCGUUGCUCUCGUCCGUCUCCCCGGACGCCUCCAAGGACAGCAGCCGCAAGAGCAGCGUGAGCAUGGAUGAGAACGAGCAGGGCUGUUAGCGCCCUCUGCUGGCCGCCGCCUCGCCUGCACCGCCAGCCUCUUCCAUCCAGUCGUUGCUGGAGAGGCUUCCUCCUCUUUGUUGGUUGUUGUGUUUUUUUUCCCUCCCCAUUCAUGUUUACAUGUAUUGAAGCUUUUCCUACAAUGUUUAUUAUUAGUUUUUUUUAUAUCUUUGCCUUUAACCUUGAUUUCAAGGACUGAUUUUGUGAAAGUGUUUGCUUUAAUCAAUACUUUGAUGACAAUGAGUUUAAAAUAGGAGUUUUUAUAUUUAAAAGACUUGCAUUUAUCUUCAAAUAGAGGCUAGAGUUUGUUUAUUUCUAUUGAUUCCAAAGAAUCUAGGGAAGCUAUGAAUCAAGGUCAGAAUUGUAGAUAUUUUGUGGUGAACACUGCUUUUGAAAUCACUAGCAAUAUUAGAAGAAACAAUAUAUUUAUUACUGUAGUGCUUUUCACUUUGCGUGUCUUAGAUUCGACUUGAAUGUGCCGAAGCCUUAUUGAGAUGUGGAAGCAUCAGUGUUGUGCUGCUGUGCACGUUGUGCUGGUAUUUGGGUCGUUGUCGGUUUUCAAGGUGGAAUUCCUCACAACUCGUAGCUUGUACUUGUAGCUUUGAUUUUAUUUAUGUAUCUGCUUUAUGUACACAUUCCCCUGGAAAUUAAUAUAUAACAAGGCUUUUAAAGAAGCUAAAGUGUCUCCUUCAAGAUAUUUACGAGAGUUAAACUCGGUGCCAUGAUGAGAAAGAUGCAGCACAGCGGCCGAGGUUCAGGCUUCACCUGCUUCACCUCACGCUGAUCCAGCAGCAGGUACCAGAUACUGUAGCAGCACAUUCCUGCCAGCACAGACUGACUAAAUGCUUUGUUAGGCAAAGAAUAGAAAAAAAGAUUUUUAUAAGCAUCUUAUCUCAAAUUAAUAAGACUAAAGUUCUGACAUCUGCAAAAAUAGGCUAUUGGAAGACUUUUUUUUAAAUUAUUGGUUGAAUAGACUAAGCUUUCAUGGUUUGAAAUUCUCAGACGUGCUGUAAAUUGGGAUACUCCCAGUGCUUCCCUCUGUUUUUUACACUGCGGUCAUAGUUCACAUUCAGGAUGUUUUUUUUUUUCAAUAUGUGGACAUUUUUAUUGCCAAGGAGUAUAAGGAGACUGCUUUGAGAUGUUGUAUGAAAUGCAUGACUCUGUCAAAAAACACUGAAACAUGCUUUGUUCACCUUUUUUUAUCCAAGUGUAAAGUAACUAUUUCAAUGCAUAUUGUGACAUUCUACAUUCUUUAUGGUUCUUGUGUAUUUCAGUUCAUUUUCAAUAGCUGUAGCACAUUACACACGUCCGCCGACCCGCUGCACGUUGAGAGCCCUGUUUUGAACUAUGAUACGUUGAACUAUGCAACGGUUUCAGUUGUGCCUGUAGAGCAGCAUCGUGAUCUCCUUCUGAAUGAGUCAGCGCGAUUAUCUUUGUAAUAGUUUUAAGUGCCUUACGGUCAUUUCUGUUGCCCUGGUGACGUAAUAGGACUGUUGGUGUUUAUUCUGGUGUUUGGUGCUCGAUGGAUGAACCUGAGUGCAACUUUACCCUCAGAGAGCAGCACAAGGUGACACUACUGCUUUGAUCCCAGAGUGUUCAGAAUGAAUUCAGUGAGUUGAUAAGUAAGAUAAUACCACAUCAAUUACACAAUAAACUGAACAAAGUAUCAAUUUAUUGAUAUUAUAUUUAGACAGUGUUGUCAUUGUUGUUGGGACACAUGUUUUGUGGCCUGUUUAUUCGUUGCCGUCCUAUUAUCAUUGGAUUGGUAUUGAACACUUUGGGGCACCACGUUGUACUGAAAGCAUCUUUUUUGACUAGCAUGAAUGUAAUUCACUGUAACAACUGCCAAAAUGUGUUGCCAAGAAAUGUUUAUGAAUUCAAAGUGAUGCAGGUUUAACGUCUACACACUGAACUCAGCUGAUGCAACUUGCUCACAUUGUUUCUCUGUAGCUCCAAGAAAAGGAUAGAGCGCGAUGUCAAUCAGGCCACGAGUACGAAGGAUGCUCCACCAGUGAGGUUCUCCACACGUUUAGCCUAAAUGAACCCAGAUCCGUUUCACUGAAACCAAGGACGCAUCCAAACCCUGAAAUGUGACUCAGUGAACGUCAGCGUUACACACGGUGGAGAUUUAUUCAUUUAAAGUCGCCGCUGUGACUGAUUACUCAUAAUGAAGCUUCCAGUUGAUAAUUAUUAUGGCACAUUAUGGGUCAACCACUAACGAGGAAGCGUGUUAGCUCCAGACUCCAUGUGCUCCUUCUCAUUCCUGUGGGUCACACACAACGUUCUCUGCUCCUAUUGUUAGUAGUCACUGUACGCACUGGUUUCAGAUUAGUGGGCACAAACUAAAUGUGGAAACGAUGUGAGAAGUAUUAAAGGUUUCAUUUGGAAGCUG
This is a messenger RNA of Betta splendens (Siamese fighting fish), 7826 nucleotides long. RefSeq names its product microphthalmia-associated transcription factor-like. Gene Ontology annotation, molecular function: protein dimerization activity; DNA-binding transcription factor activity, RNA polymerase II-specific; RNA polymerase II cis-regulatory region sequence-specific DNA binding. The record is from RefSeq and is a predicted model, not a curated record. Lineage: Eukaryota; Metazoa; Chordata; Actinopteri; Anabantiformes; Osphronemidae. The transcript is spliced from 9 exons. Gene Ontology annotation, biological process: regulation of transcription by RNA polymerase II; melanocyte differentiation. Gene Ontology annotation, cellular component: nucleus. Bases 3860 to 5434 code for a protein of 524 amino acids.